Molecule: messenger RNA, 867 nt
Organism: Oncorhynchus keta (chum salmon)
Lineage: Eukaryota; Metazoa; Chordata; Actinopteri; Salmoniformes; Salmonidae
Product: forkhead box protein D1
Exons: 2
Coding region: 1-807 (268 amino acids)
Biological process (GO): anatomical structure morphogenesis; regulation of transcription by RNA polymerase II; cell differentiation
Molecular function (GO): DNA-binding transcription factor activity, RNA polymerase II-specific; RNA polymerase II cis-regulatory region sequence-specific DNA binding
Source: RefSeq, a predicted model, not a curated record
AUGGAGGACAGAAGCAGCUGCAACACUGGCCGGGAGCGCUUGGGACUACGCUUCACCAUAGACUACCUGCUGUACAACAAGGACAGUAAGAGCAUGAGAGAGGAAGCAAAGAGUCCCCCAGCAGAACAGACCUCUCAUAGUCCAGUGGAGGAGCGGAGUCCUGACAUCCUCUCAGAGAGGGACAGUAUCGAACUUGGGAGCCCUGAGAAGGGGCCCGAAGGAGAAGAGGGGUCAGAGGAGGAGGAUGAAGAGGAGGAGGUCAAAGUGAAAGAAGAUCAAGAGGCGACCACUACAGACAGUCCACGGGACAAGCCCACCCAGUCCUACAUCGCCCUUAUCUCUAUGGCCAUACUUGCUUCAGAGGAGAAGAAGCUGUUGUUGUGUGACAUCUAUCACUGGAUCAUGGAUAGCUACCCCUACUUCAAGAGCAAGGAUAAGAACUGGAGGAACAGCGUCAGACACAACCUGUCUCUGAACGAAUGCUUUGUGAAGGCUGGUCGGAGUGACAAUGGUAAAGGCCAUUUCUGGGCCAUCCACCCCGCUAACUUCCAAGACUUCUCCAAUGGGGACUACCAUCGCCGCCGAGCUCGCCGCAGGAUCCGCAGGGUGACAGGACAGCUCCCGUAUGCCCUGCACGCACCCUAUUACCCCCUCAACAGGCCCAGGGGGGUGCCAUGCUGGUGCUGCCCCCCAGCCCACCCUCUCUCCAUGGCCCACCCUCUGUCCUGCCUCUCAGCCAGGAUGUAUUGGAGCUGGGCUAGCCAGUAUGCCAGACGACACCCAUCCCUCCACGCUCCGGUUCAAUAGCACCACAUAGAAUUGGAUGCAUGUUUGAUGUUGAACUACUCUUUGUAUGACAGGUGGCUG